Oldenlandia corymbosa var. corymbosa is the source of this 369-nucleotide messenger RNA. The record is from the annotation of a GenBank genome assembly. Lineage: Eukaryota; Viridiplantae; Streptophyta; Magnoliopsida; Gentianales; Rubiaceae.
AUGGGAUCCAGAUUUGGUGUCUUGCAGGAGGUGAUUGAGAGGAGUUUUGAGCAGAACAGUGAGUUCCAUGUGGGUAAGAGUUCUCCUGGUGGGGAUACAGGAGGGUCGAAGGGGGAGGAAAAGCGACAUGAAAAUACAGGGAUGAGGGAUGAAUGGCGGGUUGUGGAGAAGGCGACUGAGGAAGUGGUAAAUGUAGAGGAGCUGAGCAUCCAGAAUGAGGUGGAAAAAAUGGCUGAGGAUGGGGGUGAAGUGGAGGUGGAUGAGGUAGAAGUUAGAGGGGAGAGACUUGUUCAGGAUGAGAGGAGUGAGAUGUCAAGUACACCGGGUGAUGAGUAUGGAAACGGAUGGAAUGACCUCUUUGCCGGAUAA